Schistosoma curassoni is the source of this 3295-nucleotide messenger RNA. Lineage: Eukaryota; Metazoa; Platyhelminthes; Trematoda; Strigeidida; Schistosomatidae. The record is from the annotation of a GenBank genome assembly.
UGUGUACCUGUUGCCUAUGAUCAUCUAUCGUUAUUGUUAUUUUUUCAUACUUAGCUAAGCUGACAGACUCCUCAUAAAUAUUUUGACUUGUUUUCUUCUCAUGUGAAAUGUAUCUUUGUUUUUUUGGUUAGUUGUAUCUUUCUCUACGAUUGUAAAUUUCAGUAGCCAAAAUAUGACUUUAAAAUUUAUAACAAAUUAAGAACUGAUUACACAGUUUAAUCAGAACAUCACCUAUGGCGAAGGCGAGAUAUCCGUCUAUCAAUUCAAGGACGAGUAUACUGUGAUGCAGUUCGUUCUGUUUUACUUUACAGCUGCGAAACGUGACCAUUAAGAGUAGAAGAUACUCGUAAGUUACUGGUAUUUGACCACAGAUGUCUUAGAAAUAUUGCUCGUAUCUGCUGGUAAGUAUUAGUGAGGCUAGGAGCAGGGUAUUAGGGAAUGAUAGUAAAUCGUUUGAUGAGGUUGUGUAAAUUGUUGUAACGGGUGACUGCAGGUUUUGAUGAGCAGCGUAUUUAUCGAUCGAUUACAGUGACACGUAAAACACGUAAGGACGACCUAGUGUCCCGCUUCCCUGCCUAACCCAGCCAGUUGAGUCUAGAACGCAAGUCACAGCUUCUGAGUUAUGAAUCAUUAUAUUUCAGACAUACUCUAUUUAUAUACCAAACAAACAAACCACAUCGUACCAUAAAAUAGAAAGCAACAUUUACACAAUAUUUAACGAGUGAAAUAAAUAAUGGCCAAUAGGGAAUACCCAUUUAGAGUCCAAGGACAUCAUUAGACUUAACAUGAUAAUGAUUGGUUUAUUCCUCAGCAUACCUAACAUAAAUGUUCAUCGACGGCGAUCAUCGGGCCACGUGUUACGUAUGCCUGAACACCGAUUACCACGACGCGUAAGGCUGACUAGUGUUGGAGAUGGUUGGAAGAAAGUUUAUGGUCCACGUGACUAUCGUAACCAAUGGCUGGAAACUGCGGGUGACAUGGCUCAGAAUCGAUCACAAUGGCGUAACUGUAUACACUCUCUGUCUUCCCUUAAAACUGUGAAACUGAAAUCCAUUUAUAUUUUUCUUCCUGUACUAUAUCCUUACAUGCAAUCUUUCUUUUAUAUAUUACUAUCAUUGAAAUAACUACUUCCAUGAAUUUGGUGUUCAUCUUAUUGUGCUAAUGAGGUUUACCAACUUGGACCGAUGCAUAUAUGUGUCUGGUCCUAUGUUGUAGCUGACUGACUGACUUAAUUAGAACCUAUAUUUGUCACAUAUGUAUACAUGAUUUGUUUAGUAUAGGUAGAUAGAUAUCUUUAAAGAACCUAAUCAACUACUUACAAAUUUAAAUCUUCACUGAUAUUUCGAUGACAAUUGUUAUAAAAUAAUUUUGAUUAUAAUAUUCAAACUACCUAAGGGAAGUACUUCAUCUCCGUAAUUAAUAUGUCUACAACGAGUCAAAUGCUAAAAGUUACCUUUAUUUGUAUAAUACUAUGUUCCCGUUUACACGUUGAUCAGGCAACUAAAUUACAAGGUGACUUGUAUUUCAUACGUUUUUAUUCGAAUUACUCAGCGAUGUUGUAUGUAUCAUACAACGUUCAUAUUGGAUAUUCUCAACAUUAUUUAUUAUCAGAAGGGGUUUUUUGUGGAGGAGUUCCACAGUAGGACAAAACAACUGUCCAUUGCUUUCAGGUUUUACAUGGUAGUUUAGGUUCAAUUGAUUUAUGAUCUCAAUGAUUAAAAUUAUUCAUUAUGUUAAGUAGAUCAUCUUAUGUUGAUACUUUAAGAGGCCCGACACAAUAUUUUCUUAGGAAUUAGACAAUGAUCACUGAUUUCUCUCAUUUUAAUCACUUUUCAAUUGUUAUAAUGUUCUCUUUUAUAUUAUAAAUUAUUUUCUUUAAUUUAUUGUAUAGUUCCUCACAUUCAAAUCUCUGUCUCAAGCAAUUCAAGAAUGCGUUUCUAAAAUUCAAUCAAGGAAAGCCAAACCUGAUGCCUCCACGUCGUCGUCAUCAUCAUCAUCAUUUCUGUCUACUUCACAAAUGAAUUUGUAUAUUAGUGCUUGUAAAUUGUUGGCUACCAGUUUAUUAUAUCCAGAAUAUAGACUGCCACAAUUUUCCUAUUAUCAAUGGGCAUUUGUCAAAGAUAUAACUUUUGAUAAUUUAACUAACCAAGAGGAAAUGACAAAUGUCUCCACAGUGAAUAACAAUCGAAGAAUAUCGUUUCUUCCGUUCCUUUCCGAUGUUCUAACACAAAUUGAAAAAUUACAAGAAAUUGACAUAUCGAAUGGUAUUGAUAUAACAUCUAUGGAAAAUUCAUCUACUUUAUAUCAAAGUUGUUUCAGUAUUUUGGCUUUAGAUAAACUUGUCAACAUUUAUACACUGAAACCAUUCUUUGAAAGUUUACACAACAGUUCAAAUGUUGAUUCCUUACGAAAUUCAUUCAAUGAUAUCCCAGUACUUGAUGACUUCCUUCUUGAACUAGCUAUAGAAGCAUCUUUAGCUCAAGAUUUUCCUGAAACGAUUGCAUCUAGAUAAUAAUAAUAAUAUCCAUUUACAUCUUGAUUAUUAUGAUGAUCAUACUUAUUACACAGAUUUACACUACCUCUUAUCCAAUCAAUGAAAAUUUAAGAAACAACUUUGAAUAUUUAUGUUACUUGGUCUAUUGAAAUCACAUAAUCGAAUUUGUGCACCUAUUGUCUUUCUAACCUUCUCACUUUCUUUAUGGUUUCUUUCUUCGUUUUGUACACAAACAUUUAGGAAAUUUUAUUAUACAAUAUGUUGUUGUUUUUGUUUGUUUGUUUGUUUGUUUGUCCUAUUGAUUCAUCUAAACACAUUACGUAAUUGAAACCCAUCAUUAAGGCUGUGGCUUUCUCUAUUUCUCAUCUUAGUUGUCGAUUUUCUUUCUCCAUCCUACUACUAUUACAAGUACUAAUACUACUAUUACUACUACUAAUACGAAUACUACUACUGCUACUACAACCACUCAUACUACUACUUUAUAAUGAAUUACCCAUAUAUAUGCUUGUAAGAUUGUUUCUUCCUUUUUAUAUCAUCACUUACUACAUGGUGAACAUUUGUUCUAUUAUAAAUACAAUUGUAAUUGCUAUUGUAUUGCAACAUCAACUGGUUUGCUUAAUGUAACAGAAAGACACCAAUUUCCAAAGAAUACGAUAGAUGCAAAGAUAUCAUCAUUCCUAAAUCAUCAAACAAAUGUGAUACAUAAAGGAUCCUAUUUCUUUCCAUUCAACAUUAUUGUUUCAUUUCAAUGUUUAUGUAUUCGUUUCUAUGUGAAUAUAUUAAUAAAGUAUAUAAUGAUUA